Porites evermanni is the source of this 15507-nucleotide messenger RNA. NCBI's taxonomy places the organism in Eukaryota, Metazoa, Cnidaria, Anthozoa, Scleractinia, Poritidae. The record is from the annotation of a GenBank genome assembly.
AUGGCGUCUCCUUUCGCCUUUCGUCUUGGCGUGAAAAAUGCCGGUAGAUUAACAAACCUUUUUUCGUUAACUCCAAAGGUAUGUCUUUUUUAUUCAAUUAUUAUCUGUCAUCCUUUUUGUGUGUUUCCUGUGAACUCUUAAUGUCUUUUGACGAUUCUAAAUAACAUUGAUCGAUCUUAUGUCAUGAUCAUCCAGGGUAAAGCCGGCGUAUUGGCCUGCAAACGGUUUGGGUCAACUGCUCUUUCAUAUGAACAGGUAAACGUCUUCCUUGUUCUUAAAAAAAAUUGCUAUAAUUGUGUUUAAGACCUCAGAUUAUACCGAGCUGGCAAUCAAACUAGUAAUUGUGGGAUGAUGAAAUUGACUUGAUUAUAUAAAUUUAUGCUUAAUAGACCAUUUUACAGUUGUGGACUUAGUACCCUAGAAUUCGAGUCAAUGCGAGGCUGACGGUGACCUUGUUUUGAAACAAAUCUCCUUUGCUUUGUUAUGGAAAUUGUCCUUGAAAAAUUCUAGUUAGCAUAAACUUGAUUUACAAAAUAAAGCAAUAAGGUUUGUAUCAAAACAAGGCAACCAUCAGCCUCGCUUCCAUCCAUAACUGUUUAGUGGCCUAUCGUAACACUGAUUUUCCGCCAGGUCUUUUCUGGAACUGCAAAGUAGGUGAAUGUAAAUAACCUUGGUGAGGUACAAAACCUGCAAAAGAUAAGACGUUUUAGUAUUUUGAGCAGUGUAUUUCACUUUAUGGCCACAGAAUGAUCAAACAAAAAUCCUUCACUCAAAAAUAUAGCUUCAAGAGUUAUAGUUGUACUGGUAGUAAGAGUGUCUGUCUAUUUAAAUCUCUCAUAAGCAAGUAGAGAAAUAAUGAUCAUCUGGUGUACCAUCCUCACAGAUAAAAAAUCUUUCCCUGUUCUCUCAAGAAAAUUCACUGAAAUUCAGGUCUCCCAAAUUAGACUUUUUCCCCAGGGAGGACCCAAGACCUCUGCCCUGGAGGGAGGUGAUUCACCCUUUCCAUACCCCCACAGGCAAGAAGUUUUCUAUCUAAUCUAUUACUGCCUUAUGUACAGUUUUAUGGAACUAUUUUCUUAUUCUUUGUUGAAUUUUCUGGAGAACAUUGAUAGUUAUUUGGAUUCAAACCAUAAUUUGUUGCUGCCUUUACAGUCUUUGUACAAUGUUCCUGAGACUAAAGUCACAGUUCUUCCUAAUGGAAUGAGAGUUGCUAGUGAAGAUUCUGGACUGUCUACAGCAACGGUAGGUAUUGGCAGAGUAUAUUGUACCAGUUAAUUUGUCUUUAAGUUGAAAAUGUAAUGGUGUGGUGUAUUUGGGCAAGUGGGUGCCCCACCUAUUUCUACAGCUUCGCCCGUUAAGUACCAAGAGUGACUAACAUCACAUGGCCUUCGAGCGAGUAGGUCGCGCAUGCGCAUGGCCUUUGAGCGAGUAGGUCAAGCUAUUUUUGAGCUCUAGUUCGCUGUAAAUUCUGUUAAAUUUCUAUUACUAAAACCUAAAGCAAAGCGGAAGAAACCGAUGUCUUUCUUGCUUUUGAAUUCAUUACACAUAUUUCUUCUUUUCUUUUUCUUUGCUUUUUACAUAUUAUAAUAUAAUAUCUGAUUUGUAACAGAAUUAAUUUGGCACACCUCGACUAGCGUUUUCUUGCUAACUGCGUGCCAAACAAUUGUACUUGUAAUGUUACGAUAAUAAAUGUCUUGUCUUGUCUUGUCUUGACAUCAAUUUUCUGCUAACAAUGUCAAUAGAUAAUCAAGAGAGAGAGUAAUGAGAAUUAAUGAAAUGAUCACAAGUGGGAAAGUGCUUUGAUUCUCUUUUACCAAAUUCUCCCAACCAACUCUUUAAGGAAAAGUAUGGAGAUCACUCUGGAGAAGUUGUAUGUGGAUGUUGGGACUCACAUUUAAAUGGUUAAAGCAGCUAAGGGUGUUGCCACUUGCCUUUGGAAAGAAUGUUAUUUCAUUUGUAGCCUGCGUAGCAGGCGCUAGGAAAUAAAAAACGCGCGCGAGGGAGACACGCGUGUCUCCCUCGCGCGCGUUUUUUCUUUGCGCCCAUUUAUUUCCUAGCGCCUGCUACGCAGGCUAUUUCAUUUGAUUAGAUUUGUCAAUUCUUGGCAAUUUAGUGGUGUGCUGAUCAUCGAUUAUGAUCGGUCUUUGAUCAAAAUCUUUAAGUGAUGGGAUGACCAAUAUCAUGGAAAAUGUUUAAUUUUUAUUGAUUAUUGCAGAAAAAAUAAAAUUUGUUCUUGGCAAAUAAGCAUACAUUUUGUAUUAAUUGGAAACUUGUGUGUUGUCUUUUAAAAUAAUAAUCUCAUAAUUAAAGAAGAAAGAGAAUUUGAUUACCCAAAAGCACAGGAAAAAUGCUGAGCUCAGUGGUCCUUAGUCAAAAGACUAAAAAAGCUUGUAUUUCAUGUACUUUAACUUGCGCAAAGGUGAAAAAUAGAUGGAAUUCAUACACUGUAUAAAGAGAUUUUCUGAUUGUAAUCGAUGGUUCAUUGGGUAGUGGGUAGACCAAUCAGAUUAUUUCAGAUAAUUGAUUAUGAAAAUCUCAGUUGAUUCCCAACACUACUUGACCGGGUAACCACAACAGCAUGAAACUACUCUGUAAUUAUAGUAGUUCUGUGAUGUCUCUUAAAAGUCAUUGUUAUACAACGGCAGGUUGGUCUUUGGAUUGAUGCUGGUAGCCGAUUUGAAACAGAGAAGAAUAAUGGAGUUGCUCAUUUCCUUGAGCAUAUGGCAUUCAAGGUAUUAUUGGCUGUUUGGUACAUUAUUAAGUUAAAGUAAAGUUUCCUUUGUGUAGGCUUAUGGGGGAAUGAAUACUUGCCUUGGUAAACAAUAAUGCGUUAUUGAUCGAGCAUGAUGUCAAAUAAUGAAUUUUGGCCAAGUUCCUUUUUUGUGUUUUUAUAGACCAAGAUGAAAUUGAGGUCAAUAACACUGCAAAAAAAGAAGGAGGCCAAUAUCCAGCCAUUUUGAGGGUAUAACAGGGUGCAAAGAAAAUCAUUUUUACAGCUUCCCAUUUGGUUAAGCUGACGCUAGCAUUUACUAACCCAGAAGCCAUUUCAACUAGCCCCAAAAACGUUUUGACUAGCAGAAUUGAUUUCACAGUUCUUCUCUUAUUCGAAUUCCUCAAAAAACAUCACUUAUCCAUGGGGCAAGUUAAAAACAGAAUUCACUAGCCCGAUAGCAAAAUCCGCUAGCCCUGGGCUCUUGACACUACUUUCUUUGCACGCUGGAACAAGUGUGGUCAAUAAAGGAUUUAUUAUAUGGCUACAGAAGAGAACUUUUCCCUACAGAACUGAUGUGGGAAAUCCUGAGCGGGCAAGAUGGGCCCAUCUUGCUCGCUUGCGUAGCCAAUCAGAACUCAGGAUUCAUUUCAUCUUGCCCACUUGAGAAUUCAACCAUUAUGAUAAUCUAUGACAUUGACCACUAAGCUUAUUUUUUCAAGAUAGGUAGAUAUUGGUCAAGUCCUUUUUAUUAUCUUACCGGACACAAGGAGGUUAAGGUCUUCAAAUUGCACACACAAAAAAACUAAAAUAAACUUAGUGACUGAAGAGAUUACACCACUUCAAGAACAACUCAUCUUUUCCUCUUGUGGAUGCAAAGCAAGGCAUGCAGUAAUAAACAGUAGACAAGAAGGAGUAGUUUCCAGAGUUUGAAACUUGCAACAAAACUGUCUAGUUUUUUACGUUACCACAAACUACCUUGUACCUUAUAGCCAAGGCAAUUUUUUUAUCAAUGAGAAUUUUAUUUCAGGGUACAAAGAAUCGUUCACAAACAGAUCUUGAAUUGGAAGUAGAAAACAUGGGAGCUCAUCUGAAUGCCUACACAUCACGUGAACAGACUGUUUACUAUGCCAAGGUCUUCAGCAAGGACAUUCCAAAAGGUAAAAAGUUUCAAGAGGCUGCAAGUUUUUUGAAGAACAUUUUCAUGCCAGAUUGUGCCCUUGUCUCCAUGCAUGUGGGCAUGCAAGGCUUUUAUUUGCUAUUUUUCUUCUUGAGUGGUAAUUUUAAUGCCAAUAACAUAUAUAUGUGUACUUGAAAAAAAAAGGGAAAAGUGACCUUCUGUUCACAAGGACCUUUUCAAUGCAUGCCUUCAGUUCUUAGAGCCUUGGUGCUACAUGCUACAGAUGCUACAUGCAAUGCAGUGUAAUUAAUUAAAUUAAUGUUGUGGAAUAUUACAGCUGUUGACAUCCUAGCAGACAUCAUUCAGAACUCAACUCUUGGUGAGGCUGAGAUUGAACGAGAGCGGGGUGUGAUCCUUCGUGAAAUGCAAGAAGUUGAUACGCAGCUAGAGGAAGUUGUGUUUGAUCAUCUUCAUGCCACAGCAUACCAGGGGACCCCGCUCGGUAGAACCAUUCUUGGUCCUACCCACAAUGUCAAGUAAGUGCAAUUUUUUAUGAUUUUUAUUUCCAGUGGACUGAUUACUUUUUCAGGGUGAUCAAGGGUUGCAUAGCCUGAGAAAACAGCUGAAAUUUCCCAACGCCACCACUGGCUUCUCUGCGAAAUGACAUCUGAGAUGCAGAAAUUCCAUACUGAUGAUGUGUCACUACCCAGAUCUGGAUAGUGCUUCUGACUGGCUGAGAACAAUUUGCUUCAGCCAAUCAGGAGUUCUACCCAGAUCUGGGUAGUGAUGAAUCAUCAGUAUGUAAUUUCUGUGCCCAUUUCUCAGACAUCAUUUCACAGGGAAACCAAUGGUGGAAGCAAAAUGUUGGCUUUUUUCUCAGGCUAGGGUGGCACAGUGGUGAGAAAAACUUGUCUCCCACCAAAGUGGCUUGGGUUUAAGACCUGGUUUAAGACCAUAUGUGUGGGUUGCGUUUGUUGCUGGUUCUCACCCUUGCUCUGGGAGUUUUUUUCUAUUUGUGCUCCAGUUUUCCCCUAUCCUCAAAAACCAACACUUCCAAGUUCCAAUUUUAUCUAGGACACUUGGACACAUUUAAAUGAGUUCUUAAGAACCCCUAAGAGCUUCAAAAACAAAACAAUCAAAAACAAAAUAAUCUCAAAUUGCAAAAUUUCAAUGUCGCUUUUGAUUACAAAAUGUAAUUUUGGAUUUUUGUUACAUUUUGAACUUUUGGUGCUGUAGAGAACACUAUCCAGUUUUCAUCUCCAGCACGCAAAGAAAGUCGUGUCCGAUAGCCCGGGGCUAGUGGAUUUUGCUGUCGGGCUAGUGAUUUUUGUUCUUAACUUGCCCGACAGGCAAAUGCUGCUUUGAGGGGAAAUUCAAAUUACAGAAGGAUUGUAAUCAAUCCUGCUAAUCAAAAAAAGUGUUCGGGCUAGUUGAAAUGACUUGUGGGCUAGUACAUGCUAGCUACAGCUUGCCCCAAUGGCAGGCUGUAAAACUGACUUUCUUUGCACCCUGAUCUCUGAGCAGGUUACCUGUAUCAGCAGCAUUUUGUAGUACAAAAAUAACAAGGAAAGCAACCAUUUCAUUUAAGUAAAAUAAAGGUCUCCAAAAAAUCUUGUAUUCCUGGCAGCUUGUCCAUUGGGCAAGCAGCUCUCUUUAUUAGAGGAUGGCUUGGCUAAAUCCUUGCCCAUUGGGCAAGUAAGCUUUAAAUGUUACUUCCUCAGCAAGAAAAUCUGCUUUUUCUAGACUACUGGACAGGUCCCAGUUGUUCAAACGCUGGAUAGCUCUAUCCAUGUGAUAAAUCGCUAUUCAGUGGAUAAGUAUUGCUCAAGGGCAGCGUUCCAGUUAAUUCUUUCAAAUAGGGGGUCAUGUAGACCAUCUGAGGGGUCACCAAGACCACAUGCUAAUUUCUUUCGAUGUAUUUAACUUACUGUAUUUAUUCGAAUAAGCGCCCACCUCGAAUAAGUGCCCAUCCUAACGGCAGAAAAAGUUAAUAAGCGCCCACCCCCACCCAACCCUCAAACCCCCUCCUACCCCCCAAAAAAUGAAUAAGAGACUUCCCCGAAGACGUAGUUUUCUUCGGAGUAUUUUACAGAAACCUUGCUUUGUUACGUCUUCGCCUUUUGUCAUUACCAUUUUUUGUUUUGUUGCAAAAUAAACAUACUUAACGUGCUGAAAAUAGUGAAAAUUUAAUAAGCGCCCACCUCAAAUAAGUGCCCACUCUCAAGGUCCAAAAAUUUAAUAAGUGCUCAGGGCGGUUAAUCGAAUAAAUACAGUAUUAACUUAAUAUUAUGUCAUCUGUCGGGUCAGGAAGCCUUCUUUGUUGUGUCAUUGACCCGAGACCCAUCUCUUUUCUGGAAUGCUGCAAGAGAAACCAAUUGUAUUAUUGAAUGGAUAGAGAUUUACCCAGUGGACAGAGUUAUCCACCAUUUGAACAACUGGGCCCAGGACUUUUUUCAAGCUGUGUAUAUAACCUGUUGGUUUCAAUUUUACUUUGUAGGACCAUAACUCGUGAUGAUCUUGUUGAAUACAUCAACAAACACUACAGUGCCCCAAGAAUGGUACUGGCAGCUGCCGGAGGUAUUUCAUGCAUUCUGCUUUCUCUGAUGCCAGUAGUAGUUUUAGACUGUCUUAAUGAGAUCUUUACACAUAACUUAACAAAUCCAUUGCAUACUUGCACAGCAAUUUAUUCCAACUCUUCUACACAACCAGACAGGGGAACUUUUUGAGAUUUGAGUUUCAUUAUUUUGAGGAUAAUAAUCCUUGUAUAACUAGCAGUUUCCAGUGGAAAGUGAAGUGCUGCGAGUAAAGCAUGACAUUUCAAAUAGUUUGAAUCAGCUACAAUUUCUUUUGAUUUUUGAUAUUUGCCAUUAACGGUGUCAAAUAGGUGUGCAUGUAAGGCGACACUACACAAAGGUGAAAAAAAGUGUGUUUAUCAAGCUACAAUUGUAUAAAAGUCUGUGAGAAUAAAUCAGCAUAUUAUUUGUCUCAAACCUGUCCAUGAUAAGGUUUAGAGCACGUGAGUGAUGAAGUAAGUGAACAAGUGAAUUUCCAAUUGAGUUCAAUACUAAACUGGUUCGUUACACUUCGUGGGCGUAUCAAAUCAUUUUCAAUCUUUGCUUCUGCCUUGUAUCAAACAUUUUACUACCAAGGGGAGAGCAAACCUUGUCACACGUUCAAGAAAAGCUCUUAAUAACUAAAUCAUUAAGCUUAAAUAAAUCUAACAAAGCCUGGCUGAAUACAAAUUUGGCCAAAACAAUGAAUUUAUUUACCACAGAGUUCCAGGAAUUGUGUCAAAUAUUCUGAGAAACAUAUUUCUUCAAUUCAUGAGAACUUUUUACAUUCACUUGCUUUCAUACUCUUCGCUUGCAAAAACGUGGCUUUCUAUAGGAAACAGGAUUUCUCCGCCUCAGGUUUUCCACAGCCCACUUUAUCGACAGUCGACUGUUCUAGAGGAUACAGUAUUUACUUUUCCCUUUGGAAUGUAAUUCUGAAUCGAUUGGCUGCAAACAAAAGGGCCUGGAUUCGACGGCCAUGAAAUUGAGACAAAAAAGGUGUUUUACAUAUGUACCUGUAAACAUAUUUACAUCCAAAAAUCUCAAAUGAGGCCAGCUUCGGGUAACAGGUAACCCUGGCUAGUCAUACGUGACCUGAAUUGGUCUGCUGCAACUUAACUGUGCACUUUUAAACUGGAGUACUGAACUUACAACAUAUAUUGAUAUCUAUCUUCAUUACGUUCUUCCUUACAAUGUAACCAUUCAUUACUUAACAUGUAUUUUUUCUCAACUGUUACUUGGGAAAAUUAAUUGUUACAAAUAGCCAUAUUGUUAAUUAUGAGUUAAUAAUCAAGACCCAGAUUCUCCUUUUCCACCUUCUGUAAUUAGUCUGAAGGACUUUGGGAGAAGUUAAGAAAUAUGGUACUAUUGUUCACAGGUGUUGAUCAUGAUGCUUUGGUAAAGCUUGCUGAACAAAAUUUUAGUGGUCUGAGAUCGACAUAUGAGUCACAAGAUAAGCUGACGCCCUGCAGAUACACUGGCAGUGAGGUAAAUCAAUGAAAUUGUCGCCAUUGGGAAAACCAUUUUAAUACAAACAGACACAUGCACAUGUCAGAGCUGCAAAUGACAAUUGGUCAUUGGACAAAGGGUGUUUUCACGCUAGAGAUGUUAAAGUCAUUAUCUAGUAUAAAUGUGGUAAAAAAGACAGAUGUAUUUAACGUCUGACAACAUUAACAUCUUCUCUUAAGUGUGUCGUUCAGAUGGCAUGGACUACCCUAACACAACGGGAAGAGUCAGAGUUGUGUAUUUUUUACAGAAAAUUCUGUCUUUUACAGUGUUGUCAUCUACUUUUUUGUGUUCUGUUCAGAUGUUAAAUACAUCUAGAUGACUUAAAUUGUCUCUAGCAUAAAAACGGCCAAUGUUCAACUAAAAUUUGCCAUGUCUGAUGAAAUCCAUGCAUUUUUGUACUUAUGUAAUUACUGGGAAACGGAAGUAUCGGUACAUACAUGUACCAAUGUAUAUUCAAGUGACUUAUGUUACUCUCAUUUAGAGUUUCAAUCUCGUGAUCAUUUAAACAAAUGGAGAUUACGUCAGGGAAGAAUGCUGAUUACUACCUUAGAUGGGCAAUGUUAUGUUAAUGUGUAGAUAACAAAAAAAAAGAUUUUUUGCUGUAGACAGUGCUAGGUUUAUGAUGGUGACUGGUUGAAGGAGAUUACAAAUUAAUGGUUGAAUGGUAAGAAAAAAACUAAGCUCAUUGAGAUAAUAGUGAUUUGUCACAGUAUUGCAGACCACUUGUUUGUCUCUUCCUUUAGCAUAAGCAAAUAAACACUUAACAACAAGUUGCCAUAAAUAUGUUGCUCAUCUUUGUCCAAUAAUAAUAACAUUAUUGUUUACCACUAUGCAUUUUAGAUCAUAAAAUCGUGUUUGUUGUUGACAGAUCCGUUUCCGUGAUGAUGACAUGCCAUUGGCUCAUGUUGCUGUUGCUGUAGAAGGCUGUGGCUGGACUCAUCCAGAUUACUUUGCUCUUAUGGUCACUAACAUGGUAAGAUAUUAAUAAUUUUCCCCACAAGACACUUAAAAAUAAUUUAUGUACUUUUUUGGCUUUGAGAAAGCCCAAAGAUAAGGCUUGUACUGUGUGGGCAUGCAUCCACAAAUUCAGUGUAAUAAAUUACAAGAACGAAUGUAGCACCAGUUUUAGUAACAUAAAAAAUAUGUUAAUAAUAUAUGUCACUAAUCAAAAGUAUCAGUAAUAACAAUAAUAAUAAUAGGUAAAUUAGAAAUAGAUAUUAAGGGCAACUAAGAAAUGCUCAGAAAAUAAAAGAACCGAGCCCCCAGCAGGAAUCAAACCCACAACCUUCCAGAUACUGGUAGGACACAUUGACCAAUAAGUAAAUUGUUAGUGAUGAUAGAAGAUUUUCAAAGGGAUAAAAGAUAAAACAAAGGAAGAAACAAAAUAUGGGGCUAGGGAAGAAAUUAGGGCAAGUAAAAUUUGUUGUCGUUUAUUACAUUAUUAUUACUUUUUUGCUGAAGGGGUUGAUGGGCUCUUACUUGUUUACCUCCCUUUGGUGAAUUACAUUGUAAAAUUAAUACGUAAUAGUAAUAAACAAACACUUAACUUAAACUAUCUGCAAACCAAACUCCUACACAGUUGUAAGCUUAGGCCAAUAAUGCUUUCUGUUUCACCAGACCUGUAUUUUAUAAACGUUACUUGUAAUGAUCCUGUCAUAUCAUAAUUGAUUUGCUUUUCAAUGUUUUCCAAUUGAUUUGUACAAUUUGGUGUGUUAUUUUGAAUUUUUAGCUGAUCGGCAACUGGGACAGAUCAUUCAGUGCUGGAAGGAAUAUCAGCAGCAAACUCGCACAGGUGGGGUAAUCACAACAAAUUGUUUUUCCUGGGGCAAAUGCUCUUUCUGACAUGAACCAAAAUUAAUUACAGUUUGGGUUAACCUGUCAUCACCUGUUGGGUCAAAUAGCUGAAUUAAUUCAGCUGAACUUUAACCAAAAAAUUGAUCCAAAUACAGUCAGCUGAACUGAGCCACAAUCCUUGUCACAUAAUUUGAGUUGGGACAGUCCCCUUGCAACACCCAUAAUCCAACAAAAAGUUGUGUUCCUUCCCUCCCAGUGUUGAAUUUCAGUCUUCUGUGAUGCCAACUGGCAAAGACCAACAUUGGGAUUGCAGAAAAUAUCAUAACUGUCCCAACUAAUGUAACAAGUAUUGUAGGUAAUAUGUGGGCACUUCACAUGAGGUCAACUCUAUUACUAAAGUCUGGCUCAUGUGAAGUACAGCAAUAUUAACCCAGGCCCAAAUUUAUGUACAUGUAUGAAAAGUCUGAAUUUUGUUUAGUUGGUGAAAAUGAGCCUCUGCAACAUAACACUGAAACUCUUUAUUAUAAUGGUUGAAUUUGGGGUCCCAAUAACAGACCAAAACCUAGAACCACUUUGUACCGUGUAACAAAUAGUGCCACAGGAAACUACUGCUCAGUAGCUUUCUUUUGAAUGGUCACACUUUAGGAUUACACCCACAGACUAAAAAGUUAGAACCACUUUGUUCAGCAUAAUAAACAGUACCACAGGAAAGUAUUGGAUACUAAGUAACUUUCAUUUGAAUGGUCACACUUAAGGAUUUAGUUGACAGACUCAAACAUAAAAUAUUCUUGUCAAACUUCUGUAUGAAUUUCUAACUAGUAUGGCUGAAGCAGUUGUUAGCUCAGUUUAGUCAUUGGUAUCAGAAACAUGACAGCAGCCUCGAAACGCAGUUCAUUUGUUUACUGUUAAAGGCAUUCAGUAGAAGAUCCAGACCUUCAGAUGGGGGGAGGGGGGGAGGGCGCUCAUCCAGACCCUGAGAUAAGGGGGGGGCGCGCAGUCUCCAAAAAAAUUUUUUUUCGGCCCUUCGGAUCUGGGUCCGCCACUGGCAUACAUGUAUACUGACCAAACAAGUAAACUUUUGGUAAUCUUUUUUGUGCCGCUUUAUUUGUAUUCAAAGUGUUUCAGUGGAAAAACCUUCAGACAGCUGUUUGGCUCUCAUUUGCUGUGUUGUUUUUUGUCCAUGUAUGUAUUCCUUGACAUAUUGUCUGUGAAGACUCUGACCAUAAGUGCAGUACAGACAAUUCUACACCUGUAGAUCUGGUUUAGAAAGUCUAAUAGUCUGAAAUGUCACCUGUCUCAUAGCCCCACCCCUCCCCAAUGGGCAGCCACUCAUUCAAAGGGGGUGGGGGGGCGGAGAAUGACAAAUACACGAAUAAUAACCAAAUUAAAAGUUAAAGUAUUAUUUUUUGUUUUUUGUAGGACAUGAUUAAACAUAACUUGGCUCACAGUUUCAUGUCAUUCAACACUUGCUACACAGAUACAGGACUAUGGUUAGUAUUCCCCUUUGGAUAUUAUUUUUAGUGGUGGGGCCAAAUGGGGCAAUUCUGUGUUUCGGUUGUAAAUAUGCACAAUUACCCCAGAUAGGUUCUCAUGGAAAUGAGAUCAAACAAGUGUCGUAUGACUGGUUGAAAAAAAAAAAGAGUUUUCUCCCUUCCCUCACCCAUAACCCCUAAUCAUGUAAGCUUGCUCAAAGGCAUGGCUUUUAUAACGAGUACUAAUGUGUUUGUCGAUCAGCAUAGGUAUUCACUGUAAGUUUAAGUUGAUCAAUUAUUGUUGCUGUUAUUAUUGACUUCUGCACUACAUACAGUGUGGUCAACUUUGUUUUCACUUUGUGAAGCUGCCUUUCGAAUGGUCAUAACUAGCUAGCUAUUAGGCCUGGGCUUGAAAUUGUAUCCUAGCAACAUGCAACGCAUGCUCAACAAAGAUCUUACUCAAUUCAUGCAAAGCUUUUCACGCCAGCUGGUUUUUUCCCCUCCUCCUAGUAACAAUAGGGACCUCAAGCAACAACGACGGCGGCGGCUUUGAAAACAUCACUUAAAAAGUGAAGUCGUGCUGCCUCAAACUUUAUCGCGUUUAUUCCAUCUCGUUUACUUCGUCAAAUGUUUGCAAAUACUUUUGGAGUUGAAUUCUAAAGGAUUGUAUCAAAGUUCAGGAAAAGCAAAAGAAAAUUGUUGUUUUGCUAAUAUAAAGCUAGUACUUCUUCGCCGUUCUUGUUCUCGUCGCCGUUGUCGUUUCUUAGGGAAGCCAAGGAAUACCCUCUGUUUGUUUUCCUCCACAGCUUACUUAUUUAACCAAAACUUGACAUAUGUGUUUACAUUUUAGGGGAAUUUACUUUGUGUCUGAUAAAAUGUCCAUUGACAACACAAUAUACUGCAUCCAGAAAGAAUGGUGAGUGUUAAACAUCUUGCUUUAUGCCCUGUUCAAUUUACCGUAAAUCCCCCAUUAAUCCCGCCGGGGGGCUUACUUAUUUCAAGCCCAUUUGGCGGUGGGGGGGGGGGGGGGUUAAUAGAGCCGGGGGGCUUUUUGGGAUUGGGGGGUUCUGUACACUUUCCUCUCAAGAGUGAACAACACCGAUUUUCGCCGAAAGGGGAUUAAUAAUAAUAAUAAUAAUAUUUAUAAUAACAAUAAAUAAAAUGAUCAGCAAAGGAAUUUGAUCUUUCAUCAAAUUUUAUAAACUCAAGGGCUUAUGUAGUUAAAAACGGCAAGGGCUUAUGUAGUUAUUUUUCUUUUUUAGGAUGCGUAUAUGCACCAGUGUAACGGAUCACGAGGUGGCACGUGCUAAAAAUCUGCUGAAAACAAACAUACUUAUGCAGCUGGAUGGUAUGUAGCUACCUUUAUGCUGGUUUUCGUCCCUGAAGGCUUAAAUCGUUGCGCAGCAUGGAGUUUAUCCGUUAGUACAUAUUCAAAAAUUUGAGCCAAUGAGGAACAAGAUCAAAUUUUUCAAAUUUAUAUUGCCUUUCCUCAUGUGCUUUUCCUGGCACUGUCCUUUUCAGUUUUCCCGCGCUUUUCAUUACUCGAACGCUUCUCGUCAAUAAUAACAGUGGUUUUUUCCCGCGCUUUUCAUCAUUUGAACGCUUGCCUUCAAAAACAGUGGUGUUUUCCCGCACUUUUCAUCAUUUGUACGCUUCUUUAUGGUGUUUUACCGCGCUUUUCGUCAUCUGAACGCUUCUCUUCCACAUCAGCUGCGUUCGCCGCACUUUUCAUCGUUUGCAAAUUUUCCCGCUUUUUCUAUCAUUUACACUUUCCCUGUGCUUUGCUUACAAGUUUCACUCCCCUCCCCCUCCUCCCUCCCCCUUAUUUGGUCACAGGUGCGCCUUUCCGUUUUUUUCAUCCAUUGCACACACUUCCCACAGUUUAAGUUUUUCUCGCGCCUUUUGUCAUUCACGCCUGUUGCAUCCUUCCCUGUACUUACAUUGUCAUAAAACUGCUGAAAUUAAAUUACGAUAUUUAGCUUUUUUAGCCUGACAAAGAGUCGACACUUCGCGGCGCCACCACUGUUUUUCCCGCGACGGGGAAACUAGUGAAACAAAUUUUCAUCCAAUCAGAAGCACUACACAGAUAUGGGUCGUGUGACGUCAUCAGUAUGGAAUUUCUGCGCUCGUUCCUCAGACGUCAUUUCGCAGGGAAACCAGUUGUGGCGUCAGGAAAGGUCGGCUGUUUUCUAAGGCUUAGGUUUUUUUUAUGCUAACUUAAUUCGUCUAAACUUUAUUCUAGGAUCCACUCCUAUCUGCGAAGACAUUGGAAGGUAAAUGUUUACAGCCUUUGUUGAUUCACUGUACGUCAGCAGUCAUUAUCAUCAUCACCAUCAUUAUCAUCAUCAUCAUCAUCAUCAUGUAAACUAAGGCUUGAAAAACCACUGCAAAAAACCGUGUACGAUCAAUGUAGCUCAACUUUGGAUCAAACAAGAUCGUGAUCAGUCGAAAAAGAUAGAGAAAAUAGAAUUAAGUCAAAAAGACUACUGCAAAGACUGAUCAAACAACGUGAAAAAGGCUGAAGUAUACAAUAUUUCGACUGGCCAAUACCUGUCUUCAUCAGUUUUAUUAGAUCAUCAUAAUCACUUUCAUCAAAUGCGCAGAUCCCUUUUGAUACAGACGAAUAACUAAUUCAUUUUCUGACUCGAGACUAUGUCGAUUUUUUCACCAGGCAAAUGUUGACAUAUGACAGGCGUAUUCCUUUGCCAGAACUUGACAAAAGAAUUGAGGUAAUAUAUUACUUUUAUCCAUUUCCUUCCUGUUUUGAUUAUUUGUUUGUCUCCUACACAUUCUUACGACUAGCUUGCCAGAAAGUUAUCGCGCUUAGUGCUCACUCCUUUCCGAGUUUGUCGUACGAAACCAGCUCAGAGCCUAGUCCCACAGGCGAAUUCGUCUCGGUCAAUCCUAGACUCUACCGUGAGCUGUAACGUCACCACCCUUUCGCAGACUUCGCGCGGUCAACUGGGCAAGAGAGAACGCCUCGGGACUAGGCUGACCAACUCAUACAUUUCCUUUCAUUUUUUGUAGAUGAUUGAUGCUAAGAUGAUCAGAGACGUAGCCACAAAGUACAUCUAUGACCGCUGCCCUGCUGUUGUUGGAGUCGGUAAGUACGGUUUGUUAGAUAAUAGGGAGUUUAAUUAGCGAAGUUUUGAGCAACGCACGUCAAUUCGAAGUGAGCCUUUUUCUCUGCUGAAACGCCUUGACGCUACUUAAUUUUGUUUUUAAGUGUUUUUACUCUUAUAGAGACGAUUUGCCCUAGAAUUUGUUCAAAAUCACGGCCGUGAAGUUCAAAAAGUCUACUUCUGGUUGACUCGCGUCGCUCAAAAACGUCGUUGCUUUUAACUCCCUACUAAACAUCCUUCACUAUACUUGCUUGUUACCAUUUGCAGUGUCAUUCAUUGGUUAAUCUAGGGGAGGAGCAAACUGAAUAGGGACAAGUGACCACGUACACCAACCCACUGCCUGGCCGGUACCUAACCCCUGUUUCACCCUAGCACUAGCAAUAUUGGACAGCUUUUUCGCCCUUAUUAGGGCUCGUCAAAGUGGAAUAGCCGAAUAAAUGGACAACUCAGUGUAUCAUAGGGCCUUUACUGCAAAGCAAUUAUUCAAGCGCCAGCUCCUUACAAUACAAGUGGGAGCUGUUGGCUGGGAGCCGCAUGGCAGUUCUCCUACGGAAUGUGUUGGGGAGGCGGAUGAACAUUACUGUUGAUCUGUGUGCCAGGGGAGGGGCCCUCUUCUUUAUUUUUAGCCUCAAAUGAAUUCCCCGGGGAAAAGAAAAGUUAAUUGGAGGCCUGCCUCUCUCUUUUCUAUAUGAGCGGGCACCCACCUACUUGAAGAUCCGAAUAUUUGCCCCUGUUAUAGCCUGCGAGAAAGCUGCCCAUUUGAGGAAUCGCGAGAAGUCACGCAUGAGCAGCACGCGAAAGGAGACGCGAGGGGGUGGGUGGUGGGGCGGGGAUAGGCGACCUCGCCGCUUGUUCGCGCGUUUUUUUACUGUUGAGCUUACUGGUGAGCUUACUCGCAGGCUCCUCCGUACUGUUAUCAAUGUAAAGGAAAAAGUCUGUGUUCAGUUUUGGCUGUGCUGGUGUAAUUUUGAAAUUUGUGCAUUUUUUCCUUUCAGGACCAAUAGAACAGCUGACGGAUUAUAACAGAAUUCGCGGAGGAAUGUACUGGUUGAGGCUUUAGACUGGCGAGCCUCCUGCCGUCAUCUCUCAUUGUUUCAACUGAAUAUUCUGUAAAAAAUCAAAGAACGCUUUUAUCGUUUGCGCUGUAUGCAAGUUUUGAUCUGCAAAAACUUCUGCAACGGUUAAAUGUUGUUAGGAUUCUUUUAAUAAAAUAUGUGGUCGUAGCUUC